Messenger RNA from Phytophthora infestans T30-4, 681 nucleotides. Its product is annotated as V-type proton ATPase subunit E, putative. The record is from RefSeq and is a predicted model, not a curated record. Gene Ontology annotation, molecular function: proton-transporting ATPase activity, rotational mechanism. Lineage: Eukaryota; Oomycota; Peronosporomycetes; Peronosporales; Peronosporaceae. Gene Ontology annotation, cellular component: proton-transporting two-sector ATPase complex, catalytic domain. Bases 1 to 681 code for a protein of 226 amino acids. Gene Ontology annotation, biological process: proton transmembrane transport. The transcript has 3 exons.
AUGAACGCGUCCGACGCCGACCGACAGAUCAAGCAGAUGGUCAACUUUAUCCUGCAGGAGGCGCAGGAGAAGGCCAACGAGAUCCGCAUCAAGACGGAGCACGACUUCAACUUGGAGAAACAAAUGCUGGUGCACAACGCCAAAAUCAAGAUCCAGGAGGAAUACACUCGCAAGGAGAAGGAGCGUGAGAUCAACAAACGCAUUGCUCGCUCGGCGGAGAUCGGUGCCUCACGUCGACAGAAGAUGAUUGCGCGUGACGAGCUCCUGAAGACGCUCAUUGUGGACGGUCAGGCCCAGUUGAAGAACUACACGACCGCCGACGAGAAGAACAAGGCAUUGUUGCGUGACCUUAUCGUCCAGGGGCUGAUCAAGCUGUAUGAGACCGACGUGGUGGUUGCUGUGCGCUCCAAGGACGUGCGUCUAGCGGAGAUGGUGAUCAAGGAAGCCACGGACAAGUACAUCGCUACCAUGAAGAAAGAGGCCAAUCUGGACGUGAGCAAGGUCAAAGUGACGCUUAAUAAGGUGGCUGAUGGCAUGCUGCCAGAAGCCAAGGCUGGCGGUGUCGUGUUGUACGCCAAACAGGGCAAGAUCGUGUGCGACAACACUUUGGACACGCGUCUGGACCAAAUCUACUACGACCUUAAGCCCACGGUGCGCAAGAUGCUAUUCCCGACUCCGUAA